AUGGAAAUGGCUCUGUGGGAGAAAGAUACAGGUACAUUGCCUGAUGCCUUAUUAUUUCUUCUGUCAGUUUCUUUCAGGAAGAUCUUCAUCUUGCAACUGGUAGGGCUGGUGCUAACCUACAAUUUCACUGACUGUGACUUUGAGAAGAUUAGAAAGAAGUAUCAGGAAGUCAUUUAUCAAGCCCUGGAGAAAUAUAUGAAUGGGAUCAAAAGCACCGAAUUCAACAACCCCAUCUACUGUGAAGACCCGCCAGAUUGCCUCACUAAAAUCGAACGCAUUACCUUCUAUCCCACCCACGGCUGCACGUCUCUCGCCAAGGAAAUCUUUGCAAUAGGAACUAAUGCUGCGCUCACUCUCCAGUGCCCAGGCUACUCCGUAAUGCAGAUAAAUAUUACCCAGGCAAAGAAGAAAAGAAAGAAAAGAGAAGUUACAACAAAUAAAUGCCGGGAACAAGUUGCAUACUUAAUAGAACUGUGGCGUCAUUUCAGUCGCAUUUUGUAGAGACAAAAUAUACCUCCUUUAAGGCUGUAUUUCAUAGCAACCAAAUAA
Messenger RNA from Neomonachus schauinslandi (Hawaiian monk seal), 549 nucleotides. It is a transcript of the gene TSLP, whose product is annotated as thymic stromal lymphopoietin. The transcript is spliced from 5 exons. Gene Ontology annotation, molecular function: cytokine activity. The record is from RefSeq and is a predicted model, not a curated record. Lineage: Eukaryota; Metazoa; Chordata; Mammalia; Carnivora; Phocidae.